Molecule: messenger RNA, 2455 nt
Organism: Drosophila rhopaloa
Lineage: Eukaryota; Metazoa; Arthropoda; Insecta; Diptera; Drosophilidae
Gene: cass
Product: apoptosis inhibitor 5 homolog
Exons: 7
Coding region: 146-1741 (531 amino acids)
Biological process (GO): negative regulation of apoptotic process
Cellular component (GO): nucleus
Molecular function (GO): RNA binding
Source: RefSeq, a predicted model, not a curated record
CCGGUCACACUACCGCUCACCAUUUUGUUUGCAACGUGAAAAAUAAAGGGAAAACGCUGUCGCUCAUUUUAACUAAAUAAAAAGGAUACAAACUUACUGGAAACGCUUCCAAACGCUGCAAUUAUAAAGGCUAUUAGUUAAGAAGAUGGACAACAUUGAGCGACUGUACAAAUGCUACGAAAUUCUGUCGGAGGCGGGCGAUAAAAUAUCCGAGCAUGUGGAGGAAUAUAAAGAGAUUAUCAAGGCCGUAAAGGGCUCAUCGAAGGAGAAACGCUUGGCAUCGCAAUUCAUUGGAAACUUCUUCAAGCAUUUUCCGGAUUUGGCCGACACAGCCAUCGAUGCCCAGUUCGACCUAUGCGAAGAUGACGACACACAGAUCCGCCGCCAAGCCAUUAAGGAUCUGCCGAAACUGUGUCAGGGAAACGGUGACGCCACCAUCCGAGUGGGCGAUACUUUGGCCCAACUGCUCAUCCUGGAUGAUGCCACAGAAUUGCAGCAGGUCAACAACUCGUUACUGGCCAUCAUAAAGCUGGACACCAAAAGCUCCGUCACCGGAUUGUUCCAACAGAUAACCACAGGGGAUGAGACGACAAGAGAGCGCUGUCUCAAGUUCAUUGCGACCAAACUGCUGACCAUGGGUCCCACAGUUAUAACCAAGGAAAUCGAGGACUACAUCGUGGAGGAGAUCAAGAAGGCUCUGCAGGACGUCACCGCUGAUGAGUUCCAUCUGUGCAUGACAAUUCUGGGAGCGACCAAACUGGGCAGCACCAUCACCGGACACGCCGAGCUCGUCAAGCUGGCCACAGAACAGGCGGAACUUAAUAACACAGACACGGACAUCAUUGCAGUAGAUGAUGAGGUCGUGGAGCGAUUUAUACAGUGCGCCACUGCAGCGGCACCUUACUUUUCGAAGACCAUAAAAUCAACAGCAUUUGUAGCACACGUUUGCGAUAAACUGCUGCCCAUCAAGACCUGGAACAUGAUCGCUACUGCAGUGUCGCAAGAUCAAAUUCAACUCAGAUUACUGAAAGUAUUUGCCGAGAUGAUAACUAACACGGACAAGCUGGAGAAUGCCAGCGAACGCAUUAAUGCAGUCUACCAUGUAUUACUGGAGUACAUGCCUUUGCCGAAGCUGAGCGAUGAGGAUCUGGGGGAUACCCCGCCCUCGUUUCAGUUCUCGCAUGCCGAGUGCUUACUGUACGCUCUGCACACGCUAGGAAAGAAUCAUCCAAAUAGUUUAAGUUUCGUCGAGGACGCGGAGAAGCUAAAAGACUUUCGAGCUAGAUUGCAAUAUCUAGCAAGGGGAACACAGGGUUAUAUUAAGAAGCUGGAGGAGGCCCUUAAGGGCAAGACGGGGGAGGAACUCAAGACGGAGGAGAACCAAUUGAAGCAGACGGCGCUUAAGACUACAUCUAACAUUAACGUGUUGAUACGGGAUCUGUUCCACUCGCCGCCCAUAUUCAAACAUGAUAUUGUGCUUUCCUGGAUUGUGCCAAAAAAUACUAAGCUUGGCAAGCGCCAUGCACCCAUCACUUUUGGGGAAAAAGCAGCUGCCAACGGGAAGGAGAAGGAUCAGGAGCCAGAAAAGAAGGCGCGGGCAUCCAACGACCAGAAGUUCUACUCGCCUCCAUCUGGGAAAUACUCGAACAAGGUGAACCAGAACUAUGGAAACAACAAUCGGACGAGACAACGCGGUGGCGGCGGAGGAGGCUACAGGAAUCGACGCUUCAACAAAUACUAAGUAAUCUAUAGAGAAGCAGCAGCGCGUAUUUCACUUGAAUGGUUUGUCCCUAGUCCUUAACCCUAAAAAAAACUACGAGAUUGGAUUCGUGCUGAAUAAACGAAAAUUAAACGAUGCUGCAUCCAAGCAAGAAAACAAGCGCCAACAGGAGAAUCUGCUUUUCGCAGCGGCCGCUGGUGAGUAUGACAACCAAUUUCAAAGUAACUUUCUCCCUUUCGUUUCUUUUCAGCGCAAUUUAUUCUCAUGGAAAGUAAAUGCCACAUUCUAACAACCAUUUUCUCAUACACUCACGCAUUGCUUUUAUUAUUUUCGUGAAAAAUGUUUUUCCCACAAUUUGCGUUAAUUAUUCUAAACAACGUCACGCCCUCUUUUCAUAGAAUUCAAAAAAAGGGGCGCUGGCUUCGUUUUGAAUUCAUGUCACGAUUAACUUUCGAUUCUGUCAAAUGCAUAAAUAUAAGAUUAUAACGAUAACCAGUUGAACGAACUAUGCAAUAUCAAUCUAUAAAACAAGUCUGUGGAAAAGUUAGUUUCCCGAUUUGAGGAAAAUGAUUUUCAAACAAAGUGUUUGUGAAAUCAAUUUUGUGUUUUAAAACUAUUAGUUUUUAUUUUACAUGUAAUCAAAUCAACAAUUGUACCACGUAGAGAUGCAACUCAGCAAAAAAAAAACACAAAGCAUACAUUUCUUGAAUUCAAUAAAAGCAACAUUAAAACUAA